CAAUAAUACGGAACAUGAGCAUAUUUUGUCAAGUGCAUUUCCAUUGAACAUUUUACUGAAACUUUUUUUUUUCUUUUAAACCGAUUAGUCUGGAUUAAGCUUUGUGUGUGUGUGGGGGUGUGUGUGGAUGUUUUAGGAAGCGGACUACUUUGAAUUGGCUUUACUCUCUUAAACACAAUCAUACUAUUGGCUGCUGAAUUUAUGUAUUGUUCUAAAUCUACUUAUGAGCUCCUGGUAAAUGUUAACUCUUCUGAAUAGGUUUGGCCAUAGUAAUUUAUGGCUCAUAAUGGAUAUCAAAGUCAAUUUUUUUUUUUUUUUUAAGUUGUAAAGUCUGGUUUUCAGCAAGUAGCAAAAGGCUUGAAGAAAGAAGUUGGGCUACAAAAGCAUAGGCUACACCAAGCAAAGGCUAAAGAAUGUGUUGUAGAAAACGUUGUAAUUGUGUUUAGUCAAAGUCUAAACCUUUCUUCCACAUAAUGAAACUAUUUACUCAAUCUUUAGUCAUUGUUGUGAUAAGUUCCUUUGACAGUUUUUUUUUGUUUUGUUUUGUUUUUUUUUCUAAGUGUGCCUUGAGUGUAGCUCCAUCCAUCUUCCCAUAAACUGGUAGCCCCAGUGUUUUUCUUUUUUCUUUUUUUUUAAUGAAAAUAAUUUUUAAAGUGGACGGGUGAAGGAACUUGUAUUGAAAGUUAAAUUAUCAAACCAAUUCUGUGUGAGCAUACAUUAAUACUAUAGAGAUUUUUUUUUAAGGGUCUUUAUCAGAGUUUCUGUCUUGAAGAAAAACUGACAUCUAUCGACUGAUUCUUGCAAUAGCAGGUAAAUAUUGGACGGUACUACUGCAUUGAGAAGGGGGGCCACAUUCUGCUCUUAGUUAGAAAUUAGUUUGUGAAUAUAUAAUGUAACUGAAGGCAAAACUAUGUGCAACAUUAGUUUCUCAGCCGUAAUGUUGAAAAAAUGUCCCCAUAACUAUUUGACUUCUUCCGGUUGAACUAAUCCAACCUUACGUCCUUACGUCAUGGUCCGCCUGUAAACAUGGCAGACCAAGAAAACACUGUCAUGGAAGUGGACAAGAGGAAGAAAGAGCCUUUCGUUGAGCAAGUUAAGGCGCUGCUUGACGACGUUACCCGCAGAACAGACAAGCAGAAGAGUCCAAAGACUAGCAGCAAGUCCGUCGAAAGCUGUUCGACUGCGGAGUACUGCGAGAAGCUCCAGGCAUGGAUGUGGCAGUACUACACUGGAUACGUGAACUGGCAAAGCUGGCUGCUAGCUUCAACUAUGAUCGUCCCGCCCUGUUUACAGCCACCCAGCGGAACGUCCCCUGCGCUUGUUUUUGAUCCGCAGAACUGGCAGAAUGCUUCCUUUGGCCUCCCGCUGUUGCCUUAUCCACCCGAGGUCCAUUCCCCGAGCAGCCGAGCGGGGGAAGCGGCUGUCGGGGCCCCAGCGGCCGCUCAGCCGCAGCAGCAGCAGCCGCAGCGGGAUCAUGGGAAUGCUCAGAGACAGGGUCGAGAGUACAGUAUUCCUUCACCUCUCCAAAGACUUAUGGCAGAGAUGGUGGAUUUCUUCAUAUUGUUUUUCAUCAAAGCAACCAUAAUCAUCAGUAUCAUGCACCUAAGUGGAAUUAAAGAUGUUUCCAAGUUUGCCAUGCAUUUUAUAGUGGAGGAAAUCGAUGAAGACACAUCGAUGGAGGAGUUGCAGAAAAUGAUGCUCGUUGCCCUUGUGUAUCGGAUAUUAGUUUGUUUUUAUGAGAUUGUAUGCAUUUGGGGAGCUGGCGGUGCCACUCCAGGGAAAUUUCUCAUUGGACUCAGAGUUGUUGCGUGCGAUUCGUCAGUUCUGAUUCAGCCCAAUAGGGUGCUGGUAGUGCCGGCAACAAAUGUUUCCCUAUCCGCGUCAACGGUCCGAGCCCUGAACAAAAACUUCUCCAUUGCCUUCUUUUUCCCAGCAUUCAUCACGCUCCUCUUCUUUCAGCACAACAGGACUGUCUACGACAUGGUUGCUGGUACGAUAGUUGUCAAGCGCUCCAGAAUUAGAUGACAGAAAAAAUAACAUAUAUACAUACAUAUAUAUACAUAAUGAGAGUGCAGGAGUAAAAUGACUGAACAGGAACAAGAUGACAUCUUUUAAAAAUAAAGAAAAAACUUGUGACACUGCUGUGAAGAGAUGAGAUUUCGGACCGGUGCUGAGUGAAACUCUUCAGAAUGAACUAUUUAGGUUCACUGUUUGGUGUAUUUCUGCAUCCAGUGUCUGUUUGCUGCUCUAUACACAGGAGGGAUGACGGUAAAUGCAUUAUUUUCUUGUUAAAACAAUUUUGCCUUGUUUGUAAUUGCCCCCCUAUUAAGGGUAAAUGCCAUGUAUGGAUCAGUGUUUGAAUUGUGAAUUAUGCAUUUAUGUCAUGAUGACGUUGUCAUUGUACUCCUCAGUAUCUCGUUGUGUCACAGCUCUGUUUCCAAAAGCCAGUAGUGAGACUUCUUAAAAUGUAAAUAAAAAAAUAAAAAAACCUAAUUUAAAAUCUUUAAUUAAUUGAAAAAGUAUUGUUAUAAAUGUUGUUUUUUUUUAUUUUUUUUUUACAUUUUUGAUUUGAAAAAAUUUAUUCUGAUUGUAUUUAAAAAUGGAGCAGGCAGGAUUUUUAUUUCUGCAUCUCACUGCUCUGGUAUUUUAUUGCAUUUGAGAGUGUUGCUGAACAGCUCUAAACACUUAGUAUUGUCAUUAUGAUUUAUUCAAAAGUUGCAUUUCCCAGAUGAUGAGUUUGAGCUUUAAUAGUUUCCUACAUGGCCACUUUUUCUCCUGACCACUUAUCAGUUUAUACCAGAAGAGGUUUUGGAAGUGUUUUAAGGUGAUGAAGUAAUUUCUACUGAAGUAUCAAAUGUGUAAUUCAGUGCCUCCUUAGGGCUUCUCAGUAUGAAUUUCCAACAUUUUUUUGUGUGUUUUUUUGCAUAUUCAGAUUACUUUUAAGUCGGAAUGCACCAUUGAAAUCUAAUCUGUAGAUUUCAGACAGAAAACUAGUUCUUAAACCUACAAAAGCUUUGGGUUGUAUUUGCCUUUAGAGAAUGGACAGACAGGAAAGUGCGAAAUGAGAGGGAGAAGACAAGUGUCACCAGAAGUCACCAGGCUGGGACUCAAACCUGUGACGGCCACGUUGAGGACUAAGGCCUCCAUGCAUGGGUUGUGUGACAACUCAGCACCCAUUUUGGGUUGUAUUUAAACGUGUUAUAAACUAAUAAAUGUCUUAUUCUGUAUUCAUAUAUUACAUAAUGUCUCAUUCCACAGAUUUACUUCAGCAGCUCUGUGAUCAGACCUUUCAAACGAUGAUUCACACUGUGGGAGUGAUGCGCUGUGCUUACUGUACAAUUACAAAAGGUUUAACGUCACAAGAUGUAUUGAAUGAAAAUGUAAACCUUCACCUUUGUUCACCUGAGCAAUCUUUGCUUCAGCAGCAUGUACACAAUGAAGAAGCUGAGGUGUGACUUCGAUCUUGUUUUUGCAUAUAUGAAAAUUAAAUGAAAUCACCCAAAGUUCA
Poeciliopsis prolifica (blackstripe livebearer) is the source of this 3508-nucleotide messenger RNA. Its product is annotated as protein FAM8A1-like. The coding region runs from base 1027 to 2025 and encodes 332 amino acids. The transcript has 5 exons. Lineage: Eukaryota; Metazoa; Chordata; Actinopteri; Cyprinodontiformes; Poeciliidae. The record is from RefSeq and is a predicted model, not a curated record.